Messenger RNA from Oryza brachyantha (malo sina), 795 nucleotides. RefSeq names its product protein CURVATURE THYLAKOID 1D, chloroplastic-like. Bases 119 to 652 code for a protein of 177 amino acids. Gene Ontology annotation, cellular component: thylakoid; chloroplast thylakoid membrane. The record is from RefSeq and is a predicted model, not a curated record. The transcript is spliced from 5 exons. NCBI's taxonomy places the organism in Eukaryota, Viridiplantae, Streptophyta, Magnoliopsida, Poales, Poaceae.
CGCAUACAGACAACCAGUGAGGAGGCGGCGGCCGCGAGCUCCGCCCAGAAACCUCGCCACCCUCUUCCGCCCGCCACCACCGCGCAGAGAACCCCCGAGAGCUUGGACCGCAUCCGAGAUGGCCCCCGCCGCCGCCGCCGCCGCGCUCGUGCGCCUCCCUCUUCGGGCCUCGCUGCCAAACCAAGGUUUUGGCCGCGGCCGCCCUGGGGCCUCUUCGCUGGCCGUGCGGGCGAAGGACUCGGACGAUUUCAGGGUGCUGAUCUCCGAGAAGGCCGCGGAGCCAGCGCCGGCUAAGCGGGAGGGGUGGGAGGGUUUUGGCCGGGAGGUGAAUGAUGGGGAUGGGGAGGUCCAGAUGCAGGGCGAAUCGGCUUCCUGGAAUGUCCUUAACCAGAUUGGCGUCGAGUUGGACUCCGAAAAUUCAUAUACUGCUCUUGUUUAUGGGACAUCUGCUCUUGUCACUAUCUGGAUUUCAUCGAUUGUUGUUUCUGCACUUGAUUCAAUCCCUGUGGUUCCUCAGGUGAUGGAAGUAGUCGGCCUUGGAUUCACAGUUUGGUUCACCUCGCGAUAUUUAAUUUUUAAGGAAAAUCGGGAUGAAUUGAUCACCAGAAUUGGCUCCAUUAAGAAGCAGAUACUUGGAUCUCGUGGUGACUGAGUAGUUCUCCUACACACGGUCAGUGAAUCUCAAAAGGUCCUCCAGAAGUUUAAUGGGCACCCAUGUAUUUUUCUUCGAAAAGUUGUUAUGAACAGGCAGUAUGUUAUCUUAGGGCUUUAUUGCUGGUUCCGAAUAAUUAGUUA